UAUUAUAAUGGUUAAAUGGCAACUUGUUAUUGUUAAUAAUAACAAAACAUUAAAUAUAUGACGCAAACUACUGUGAAUAAGUUGACUUAUUGCCACAAAAGUUUUGAGUUAACUCGCAACAGUCCCCCGGGUUAUUUUUAACCUUGACAGCUGUAGACAGCGGUCAGUACUGGUAGUGUUCUGGUUAGCUUGUCAGGACUUUACUACAGUAUUAGGUUGGCCCACGCAGACAUGGCUGACCCCGAGCUGCUGUUGGACUCCAGUAUUCGAUUCUGGGUGGUGUUACCGAUAGUAAUUAUAACUUUUUUUGUUGGAGUUUUGCGCCAUUAUGUUACUCGACUGAUCCAAAGUGAUAAGAAAGUCGAGUUGGAACACGUGUCUGACAGCCAGGUGUUACUACGUAGCCGUAUACUAAGAGAAAAUGGAAAGUACCUUCCCAAACAGGCAUUUGCCAUGAGAAAACACUAUCUUAACAACCCUGAGACUGGAUUCUUCAAGAAGACCAAGAGAAAAGUGGUUUCUAAAAAUCCUAUGACUGACACCAGCAUGCUGACUGAUAUGAUGAAAGGAAAUCUCACCAACGUCCUGCCGAUGAUCUUAAUAGGUGGAUGGAUCAACUGGGCCUUCUCUGGAUUUGUCACUACUAAGGUCCCCUUUCCACUGACUCUAAGAUUUAAACCCAUGCUGCAGAGAGGAAUUGAACUUGUAUCGCUGGAUGCAUCCUGGGUUAGUUCAGCAUCUUGGUACUUCCUUAAUGUCUUUGGGCUACGAAGCAUGUACUCUCUUAUUCUCGGACAGGACAAUGCGGCAGAUCAGUCCCGAAUUAUGCAGGAUCAAAUGACUGGAGCAGCAAUGGCCAUGCCACCUGAUCCCAACAAAGCCUUCAAGAGUGAAUGGGAGGCUCUGGAGAUUGUCGAACAUAAAUGGACUCUGGAAAACGUUGAAGAUGAACUGAUGUCAAAAGACCUAAAUUUCAGAGGAUUAUUCAGUGACAAGAGGAGUUAUUUCUGAUCACAUCAGUAAGAUUAUGUUGAAUUGUAGUUUGUGCACUGUGAACUCACCACACGUUGGAGAUAUUUAUAGUGGAGCGCUCGGGUGGUGCAGUGGUCUAUUACGUUACCACCGGCCGGGUGUCUACACAGACAUGGUUGGCUACUUCUAAGAGGUGUUGGGGAUGGCUGAAUCACUGUGAUGGAACCGAACCUGUUGUUACCCUGAGCAGAAUAAAGCAGUUAAUAAAAAUUAAAUAAUAAUAAAAAAAAAACAUUAAUAGUUGAAAAUUUUGUUUUAUAAAGAUUAAAAAGUAAGUUUGAAAAUAUUAGCAUCUGAGAGGAGGCAAAUAUGGAAAAUGCUUCAAGAGAACUACAACUGAAUGACAUUUUUUCUACUGAAUGGCUUUUGUCUAUUUUGCUCCACU
Messenger RNA from Trichomycterus rosablanca, 1417 nucleotides. RefSeq names its product ER membrane protein complex subunit 3-like. The coding region runs from base 232 to 1011 and encodes 259 amino acids. The transcript has 8 exons. Gene Ontology annotation, biological process: protein folding in endoplasmic reticulum. NCBI's taxonomy places the organism in Eukaryota, Metazoa, Chordata, Actinopteri, Siluriformes, Trichomycteridae. The record is from RefSeq and is a predicted model, not a curated record. Gene Ontology annotation, cellular component: membrane; EMC complex.